GUGACACAUACCUCAAUACAUCUGACAGCAUCUUAGAAGUUUACAAAACUGAAGUUGUCAAAUAGUUGAUUUUCUCCAUACCAGUAUAAUGCGGUUGAAGGUUACUUUGCAGAAAGAACCUAAACAUUCUGAACUGGUCAGCUGUGUGGGUUGGACGUCCCCGGAUGAGCUGUACUCUGCGGCUGACGAUCACGAGAUUCUGCGAUGGAACCUCCUCGGUUCGACCGAAACCUCGAAGGUGAUGACACUGCCCAAAGACUGCUUCCCAACAGGGAUGCACUGGCUUCCUAAAGUAGCUGCGGGUGGAACCAAGAAAGGCGGUUCCGAUCUGUUUGUUCUCACCUCUACAGAUGGCAAGUAUCAACUCAUCAACAGGACUGGCCGUGUAGAGAAGAAUGUAGAAGCUCACAAAGGAGCUGUACUAUGUGGAAGGUGGAACUCCGACGGCACGGCACUCGUUACUGGUGGUGAAGAUGGACAAGUCAAAGUCUGGUCACGUAGUGGAAUGCUUCGGUCCACUCUUACACAGAACAGCUUGCCAGUGUACACAGUGUGUUGGGGUUCAGAUAGCGAACACGUACUCUUCAGCAAUGGCAGACAGUUGGUCAUAAAGUCAUUACAAGCUAAUGCUAAGCCAACCAUGUGGAAGGCUCACGAAGGAAUUAUUCUGGUUAUUGACUGGAACCCGGUGAACAAUUUGAUACUAUCUGGAGGCGAGGACUGUAAAUACAAGAUUUGGGACACGUAUGGCAGACUGAUGUACAGUAGUGCUGCCCACGAUUACCCGAUUACCUCAGCGGCGUGGACACCGGAUGGGGAAAUGUUCGCAGUCGGGUCUUUUAACACCCUCCGAUUGUGUGACAGAAGUGGGUGGUCGUAUGGUUUGGAGAAACCAAACACAGGAAGCAUAUUCACCCUGUCAUGGUCCAGUGAUGGCACGCAAGUCGCAGGGGCUUGUGGGAAUGGUCAAGUUAUCAUAGGGAAUGUAAUAGAACGACGAAUAGAAUGGAAGAAUUUUGAAGGUACAGUGACUGCUAGUAAACAGAUAAAGAUUCGCAAUGUGUCGAACGAUGCAAUAGACAAACUGGACUUCCGAGACCGCGUGAUAAAACUGUCUCUGUCGUUCGGUCACCUCGUGGUGGCCACAUCCAGUCAGUGCUACAUCUACAGUACACGCAACUGGAACACACCCAUGAUAUUUGACCUGAAGGAGGGAAACGUCACUCUCAUCAAACAGGCUGAGAAACAUUUCUUGCUAGUGGACGGCAGUGGUGUUUACGUCUACUCGUAUGAUGGCCGCCUGGUGUGUACUCCACGCCACCAGGGGAUGAAGGCAGACACGAUCAACAUGCAGACGAUAUCCAUCAGCAACGACACAGUGGCCAUCAGGGAUAAAACAGACGAGAAAGUGAUCUACGUCUUUGAUGCCCAGACUGGGAAAAGCAUGGGAGAUGGAAAACCAAUCACUCACAAGUUGGAAGUGAUGGAGGUAGCUCUAGAUCAGUUCGGACCUGCUACAGAGCGGAGAAUUGCAAUUAUUGACAAAAACCAUGACCUUCAUCUGACCUCUGUACGCGUAUUUGGGACGGAAAGAAAAUUUAUCAAGUUGGGGACGAUGAUCCAGUGCGUUGCCUGGAAUGACACCACCAACAUGCUGUCGGCCAUGACGGAUGGCAAACUGAUGGUGUGGUACUACCCCAACGCCGCAUGGGUCGACCGAGAUCUGCUCAUGAAAACACUCAUUGAGAAAGAUACCAGCGAGUUCGGCAAGAAUCCCCAACUCUGCGGUUUCGUCGGCAACCACCUGAUUUUACGCCGCGCCGAGGGCUCACGAGUCAGCACUCUCAUCUCCCCGUAUCCCAGCAUUCUCCAUGGCUAUGUCAAUGGAGGACGCUGGCCUGAUGCUCUCCGUCUGUGUCGCUUCGUUAAGGAAGAAACGUUAUGGGCCUGCCUGGCUGCUAUGGCAACCUAUGCUAAGGAGCUCAUGACAGCGGAGGUGGCAUAUGCUGCAAUUAAAGAGCAUAAGUUGAUAGUUGGUGGUUAUGAAAGAGCCCUGGAGCUGGCUGUGAAGUUCAAGACACACGUUGACACGGUGAUUGGCCAUCGGGUGAAAUAUCUCCAACGCUUUGACAAGAAGGAGACAAACAAGAGAUUUCUGCAGUACCAGGAGGGGAUUGAGAUUGACUGGGAGAAGAUCCAGGCAAAGAUUGAUAUGGAAUACCAGAAGGAGAGAGAGCGGCCAACAGGGGGCACCAGCGUGCGGUCCACAAGCAAAGAUCGGGCUUAGUGGAAAUCACAUGUCUCAUCACGUUUAUUCAUCUCAUCACACUGAACAGCAAGUGUCUGAAGUGUUAUUUUCAAUAUAUGUCUUAAAACAGUCCACUCACAGAAACACAGGAAGUCUUAUAACCAUCUAUGGUGGUGUAUUAUGUUUUGUGUUGGUCCUAUGGAUAUUUAAAUCUGGAUUGUAUAGUUCUUUGAACAGUAUGCCCAGUUUGUUUAGGUAUUUCAUACAGCAAGUCAGGAAUUCUUUAGAUUAAAAAAAUAUGAUUGUGUUGUUACAUCAUAUAUGUGUUCACGGUACCUAUUUUUGUCAACAACCAGACAAGGUAGAGAGAGAUUGGAGAAUAGGAAAAUAUUUACGUAAUUGUUCUCGCCUCUUCGUAAUGUUUAGGAACAUGUUCCAAACAACAGGAUAGAGUUUCAAGUACAUGUUAUGUCUGACAAAAUACCUCGACAUUUUAAUAUAUGUCUUAAGGUUUAUAUAUAGAGUUUGUUUAUUGAGGUGUAAAGUGUCAUAGAUAACCACAAGACUUGACAUACAUGCACAUCAUGUAACAGACUUAUAAUAUGAGAUGAAUAACCUCCAUACUUGACAUGUGUGCAUCAUGUAACAGACUUAUAAUAUGAGAUGAAUAACCUCCAUACUUGACAUGUGUGCAUCAUGUAACAGACUUAUAAUAUGAGAUGAAUAACCUCCAUACUUGACAUGUGUGCAUCAUGUAACAGACUUAUAAUAUGAGAUGGAAAAACCUCCAUACUUGACAUGUGUGCAUCAUGUAACAGACUUAUAAUAUGAGAUGAAUAACCUCCAUACUUGACAUGUGUGCAUCAUGUAACAGACUUAUAAUAUGAGAUGGAAAAACCUCCAUACUUGACAUGUGUGCAUCAUGUAACAGACUUAUAAUAUGAGAUGAAUAACCUCCAUACUUGACAUGUGUGCAUCAUGUAACAGACUUAUAAUAUGAGAUGGAAAAACCUCCAUACUUGACAUGUGUGCAUCAUGUAACAGACUUAUAAUAUGAGAUGAAUAACCUCCAUACUUGACAUGUGUGCAUCAUGUAACAGACUUAUAAUAUGAGAUG
Molecule: messenger RNA, 3365 nt
Organism: Gigantopelta aegis
Lineage: Eukaryota; Metazoa; Mollusca; Gastropoda; Neomphalida; Peltospiridae
Product: intraflagellar transport protein 80 homolog
Exons: 18
Coding region: 89-2287 (732 amino acids)
Biological process (GO): cilium assembly
Cellular component (GO): intraciliary transport particle B; centrosome; cilium
Molecular function (GO): protein binding
Source: RefSeq, a predicted model, not a curated record